Paramecium sonneborni is the source of this 858-nucleotide messenger RNA. NCBI's taxonomy places the organism in Eukaryota, Ciliophora, Oligohymenophorea, Peniculida, Parameciidae. The record is from the annotation of a GenBank genome assembly.
AUGAUUUUAAAAUCUGCUAAAGAAAACGAAACUCUUCCAACUAAAACACUAUCUAAUAUAACAAGACUGUUAAAAAGUAAGAUCCCUCUCAAUAAUCAAAAUCCUUAAACAUCUUUGCUUGAUGAUUAUAAAUUAGAAGCCUAAAUUGGACAAGGAUAAUUUGCUCAAGUUCGAAUUUGUCGAUCUAAAGAGAAUGGACAACGCUUUGCUAUGAAAAUAUAUUAAAAAUGUAAGUUAGAUCAGAAAACCUUAAAUGGAAUUCAUCGAGAGAUUUCAAUUCUAAAGUAGUUGGAACAUCAGAAUAUCGUUAAAUUACAUAAUUCUUUAGAAGAUGAAAAAUGUGUAUUAAAUUAUUAUAUUUAGAUUUACCUUCUACUUAAUUAUGCUUCUUCCGUAUCACUAGCCGAAUUUACUAAAGAUAGAUAAUUAUCAGAUCAACAGAUUAAAAUUAUAUUCAAAUAAUUGAUGAUGGCUGUUCAAUACUUACAUACAAAAAGUAUUUCUCAUAGAGACAUUAAAUUGGAGAACAUUCUUUAUAGUUAACAAAUAGUUUUGAUUGACUUUGGAUUUGCAAUACAAACAGAUAAAUUAUGUUCGGUUUAAUGUGGAACUCCUAAUUAUAUGGCUCCUGAGUUAUUAAUUAAAUAACCAUACAAUCCAUUUGCCUCUGAUAUAUGGGCAUGUGGAAUUGUAUUACAUUUAUUAUUAGUUGGAGAAUUCCCAAAAAAUAAUAAAAUAUCAAAUUCAAUUUCUGGACCAUUAUAAAAAAUUGUAUUAUCUUGUUUAGAUAAAAAUGCCGAAAGAAGAUGGACUGCCGACAAAGUACUAAAUGAACUCAAUCAAAUUAGUUAUUAAUGA